AUGUCUUCACAACCUUCUUCCGAGUCAUCAUCAUCGGAAAGGAACAAACAACGACAUUCUGGAUCAUUAAAAAUUUCAAACACUAAAACUAUGGAAAUUCUCAACAAAACAUUUUCAAUUUCAAAUAUUGAUAGAGAUUUGAAAUAUUUUGAAUGUAGAGAUCCAUUUAAUACUUUAAAUAUUAUCAAAGGCUAUAUUAUUACUAAACAUGGAAAAUUUAAUGGGUCAAUGAUCAUUGACAAUAUCAAUAAUAUUGAUUUAAAUACUCCAAAUAUAGUUUAUAACAUUCCCAAUUUAAAUUACUUGUAUCCCAAAAAACAAAAAAAGCAAAAGGGAAUGUCCCUCUUACCUGAAUCUCAUUUCAAAUCAAUGAAAGGAUUGUUCUAUUACUGCUUUAUGAAGAAAUGGAAUGGUUCCAAUAUUGUUUUAUACAAGUAUAGAAACAAUGAGGGUGAAUUAUUUAUUAGUGCUAAAACUAAGGGUGCACCCAUUGUUGAAAACAAUGAAAAAUAUUCCAUCCAAUUUUUUGAUUUGACUGUCAAGAGUUUGAAAAAGUUAAACAUGUUGUUGUUGUUUGAAGAGAAAAGUACUACUAGUAGCAGUGAACAAGAUACGAGGAAUGAUACUUUGAGUAGACCACCACUAAAGAUUAGAAAUACAAUUCUUUCCUCCAUGAAAGAUAUUUAUUUCAAACAUUUCAUUGAGAAUGAUCAAAUCAAUUCCAUUUCAUGUGAAUUAUGUGGUUUUGAAGAACCUCAUUUAGUCAAGUAUGAUUUUGAUAUUGAAUUGAAACCACUCUUAUUCUUGUAUCAUGAUGGUUCUAUUCGACCAUGUAUUGGAUUACAUUCAGAAAAUUCCAUUGAGAAAUCAACUACUUUGAAUGAUCCUACUACUAUGAAUACAACAACGAAUGAUCCUACAUGUUGUUUGAACAACUCUCACAUACCAGAUAAUAAUCUUCCGUAUUCUAUUAUAAUGAGCGAUCCCUCCAAGGAUCAAGUCUCUGGAAGUAAUGGUAAUCAUGCCACUACUACCACUACUACAACUACCACAAGUACUACCACGAGUACUACCACGAGUACUACCACUACCACUACUACAACUCCUCUCAUGAUCAAUCAUCUCUAUGAAUACAACAAUCAUUACCAUCAACUUGUGAAUCAUAUCAAAUCACUACAAGAGUACAAUCUCAAAUUGAAUGAGGAAUUUAGAGCACAACAUCAAUUACCUCAUCGUUAUGAAUACAAUCAUUUCAUUACUGAAGGAAAUGUCUUGUACUUGUUAAAUAAGAAUUUACAAUGUGUGGAUCGAAAUUUCAUUUACAAGGUCAAACCAAGUGAUGUUGAAGAUGUUCAUUGGGAAACAUUUGGUGAUAAACAUAAAACUCUGGUAGAUGCAGCAUUGAGUAAGAUUGAUUUGAGAGGUUUAGAAUUGUCAGAAGAGAAUUUAAAGAGAGAAUUAGAUACCAUUGGAGAUAAGGGUUGGAGUAAAUUUGGAAAUGCAAUUGUGAAAUAUGUGGAAGAACAUCACAAGAGACAAGUUUUGAAUACAAAGAAGAGAAAGAACGAGUUCGCGACUACACCAUCCCUACCAUCAGAGAAUCAAGAGACUGCAGAAUCUAUUGAUGAGACUGAUUCAGAAUCAAAUUCCUGCCUUCUGCAAGAACAACAACCCAAGAAACAGAAGAUGGAAUAA
Molecule: messenger RNA, 1695 nt
Organism: Naegleria lovaniensis
Lineage: Eukaryota; Heterolobosea; Eutetramitea; Acrasida; Naegleriidae
Exons: 1
Coding region: 1-1695 (564 amino acids)
Source: RefSeq, a predicted model, not a curated record